Molecule: messenger RNA, 3065 nt
Organism: Argiope bruennichi
Lineage: Eukaryota; Metazoa; Arthropoda; Arachnida; Araneae; Araneidae
Product: PHD finger protein 21A-like
Exons: 11
Coding region: 411-2093 (560 amino acids)
Source: RefSeq, a predicted model, not a curated record
ACUUUUGCUUUGAGAGAAGGGGAACGAAACGAAUAGUCGCGCGCCCCAGCAAUCAUCCGGGAUGAUGAGGGAAGUUGUAUAGGAUGGUGGAUGAUGCGUAAUAAUAUGUAGUUCUUAGGAAAUGUGCUUUAAUUCUCCAUUUAGGUCCUUUUAAACAGGUUGAAAAUGAUACCCAAAGAUUUUACAUCAACUAGCAGCUCCCUUGGCUUUGGUAGUACAUAGAAAAUAGCAGAACUUUAUCGAAGCUGAUUUCUCUCUUCUGUGUUAUUCCGUCGCCUCGGACUGUUGAGUGUUGUGCUUUCUUGAUUAGUUGAGUUUGAAAUAUAAUUCAUUAGUUGGUGGUUUAAAAUUGAUUUUCUAUGUAGAAAAAAAAACUUACCAUCUAAUUAUUUGACAUUAAACCAACAAAUAUGGAUCUACAAACGAUUUCUUCACAAAUGAAAGUGGUGAUUCAAAAACAUCAGAUUGUUGUCACCGAAAUGCGUAACGAUCCUCAGAAUCCAGUUCUUCAAAAACGAUUAAAUGAUUUGAAAUUGGAAAUUCAGACUCUCAAUGAAAGACAGAAACAGGUAGUUCAAGAUCUAAGGAAAAACUUAGAGGUAAAACAACCUUCUCCAAAUUCUUGUCCUAAUAAUACCUUAGGAUUUCCUACAGCUUCACAUUCACCUAGUCCACAAAUACCAAACCAAGAUAUUCGAAUGUUAUGUCCUGCACAAAAAUGUCCUAUGCAAAAUCACAAGCUACCAACAACGACAAUAGCAACUAAGCCCGUUACAAACUGUGUCAACACAGUCCGCCAAACAGUGCCUCCAAAUCUCAACAAUAUUGCCACCCCUACAGCUACAUUUACUUUCAAAGCUCCAGUGGGUACAGUUGUCCUGCCAAACUGUUCAACAGCCAUUUCGACAAAGGUUGCUGAACAUCAAAAAAUGCAUCCGGUUCUUGUUGUGCCAUCUCCGUCCAACCGUACUGCUGAUGGCCCCCAGACCGGGGUUUUACUUAAUUUGGUUCCACCAAUCAGAGUGCCUCAGUAUCCUCCACCAUCACCUCGAUCAUCAGCUCCUGUUACUUGCCAAAAAAGCCAAGUUCUCAACAGUUGCAUACCAGUAGCUAUUGCAAGCAUGCCAACUACUUCUACUCCUCCCAGUAACUUUAUUGAACCUAUUGUAACAUCAUCAUCUUUCGCUGAAAGUCCUCCAUCCAGCAGUACAGAGAAACUGAGCCAGUCACCACCUGUAGUUGAGAAGAUUACUAAUAAAAUAGAUCAAAAAAAAAAAGAUUUUUUAUCUGCUCUGGGCUUAGUGAGCAAAGAUACACUUUCUGACAUCAAGAAUAAAAGGCUUGAGCGCAAACGCAGAUCCACUGCCAACCCUCAGUUUUCAAAUGCAGCCUUGGAGGAGAAAUGGCGUAAUGCUGCUGCAGCACAGGCAUCCGCACCACCCCAAAAGAGACCAAGAGGUCGGCCUCGUUUGGAAUCAAAACCCAUUGUUCUUCCACCAAUAUACCCUACCAAUGGCACUUCUUUAGUGACGGAUAGUAAACCAGCUGAAUCAAACUCACCAGCUGAAACUAGUUCAGCUAACUGUAACAUUUCUUCUAGUUCUUCACCCGCAAGUGAUUCUUCAGCUAUAGUGAAUGGUAUGCACAAGCCAAAUUCAAGUACUGAAGAUGGAAAGAACGUUGAACAAAUGUUGUCUGGUUUGUGCAUUGUAUGUACACAACCUGGUGACCUUGUGAAAUGUGAUACUUGUGCAAAGCAACAGCAUUUAGGGUGUAUGCAGCCACCAUUAAUUGCAAGGCCACAAGUACCCUGGCAGUGCAGUGAAUGCCAAUCAAGGACAGUUUCUCUCAUUGUGGUGCAAAGCUAUGACAUGCUAAAAGCAGCAAAGGAAGAUGAAAAGAGGAAACUCCUCAAAAAGAGCUUGGAAUUGAGACUGAAACGUUCUCAGCUUGAAAGUAGACUGAACCAGCUUAAAGAAUUAUCAACUAAACAGAAAAGUCGACAAUCAGAACUCCAGACCUCAUUGAAAGAAGUUGAGACUCAUUUGGAGCGCAUCCAAAGUGUGAUAAAUGGAGUACGAUUGUGUUCUUGAUGUUCCUUUACCACAGUAAACAAAUUUUCAUGUGCCAAUUUCGGUGCUUUUAAAUCUUUGUCUACAGCAUUGGUUCCUGGAGCUUAGUUUCCUUUUUUCCUACUCACUGUAGGAGCAUUCGGUGCAGCUACUAAAACAGCUAACAGAAGAAAAGGAACUCAGAAUAUGUGAUGCCAUUUAAUAGAUGUAAAUAUCUAUAUUCAUCAAGAUAAUGGAAGUGGACUUUUAAAUAUGCUUUCACUUUAUUUAUAUAAUCUGCACAGUCCAUAAAUGCAGCUAAAAGCUUUCUUCAAACUCUUAAUCGAAGCCUGUUUUGGCAUGGUACCUGUUUAUAUUGUGUACAUAGUAGUUAAUCUGUAUAUAUAAUUAUUGAAUUUAGUCUUAGUUGUUUGGGUGGAAUUUAAUUCUUUACAUUCAUUUGUAAAUGAACUUUUUCUAAAAAUUAUUUUCAUUGUUGAUGGUAAAUUUUUAUGAAUAGUAUGAUAAAAAGAUGAAUAGCAAUUAUGUUCCAAAUUUUCUGUUAUUACUCAUUUCUUACCACUAAUAUGGCAAAGGUAUACUAUUUCCAUAUAAUUAUUAUGGAAAUAAAUGUCCUAUAAUUGAUACAUUUUUUUUUUUUUUUUCAAAAAAUAAUACACAUAAAUAUACUGUUGAGUAACAUUUUCGCAGUGCUAGUUUUUUAGUUUUAAAUAAUUAUUUCGGGAGAUAUGUUUUUAAUUUACAAAAAUCGUAGAGUUACAUUUCGUGAUAUGUAAAUCAAGAUCGUGUCUUUUUAUUUGUGCCAAAGAUUGUUAAAAGUUUCCAAGAUAAUGUAAUAAAUGUGGAUUGUUUUUCACAUUUAUUUUAUCUUCAUCAUUAUUUUUCUAGUUAUUUAACUUCUAAAUUAACUUUCAUUUUAUUGUUUAAUUAAAAAUGAUAAGUUUAAAAUGAAUCUCAUAAAUGUAUUCCAGUUUUGUUUCACUUUUUGCGUGU